Molecule: messenger RNA, 1635 nt
Organism: Penicillium subrubescens
Lineage: Eukaryota; Fungi; Ascomycota; Eurotiomycetes; Eurotiales; Aspergillaceae
Exons: 4
Coding region: 1-1635 (544 amino acids)
Biological process (GO): transmembrane transport; carbohydrate transport
Cellular component (GO): membrane
Molecular function (GO): carbohydrate:proton symporter activity
Source: RefSeq, a predicted model, not a curated record
AUGACUGAGCCAAUCAACACCGGUCGGCUCUCCAAGGAAGAUGGUGCCGUCGAAUCAUCACACCAAGAAGACCCUGAAGGCGUCAGGGUUGAAAUAGUCCAAGGAUCUGUGGCGUUGGAUAUAGCCAGGCGCACCAAUCCCCCCAAGCCAUGGAGUCGGCAGAUGAGGAGGCUAUAUCUCUUUUUGACUGUGGCUUACCUUUGCUCGGCCCUGAACGGGUACGAUGGCUCACUCAUGGGCGCUUUACUCCCUAUUCCACAAUUCCAGGAAACCUUUGGCGCCGGUCUCGUCGGAUCCCAAGCCUCUUUAAUCCAAGGGAUGUACACAAUUGGAGGUGUCAGUGCGCUACCAUUCGUUGGUCCUUGCUUGGACAAUUUUGGCCGCCGCUUUGGUAUGUUCAUUGGCUCUGCUGCUGUCAUUCUUGGCACUAUUCUGGGAGGCACCGCGAAUCAUAUAGAUCAACUGCUCGCAAGUCGAUUCUUCCUCGGUUGGGGAUAUUCCAUGGCCUCUUCCGCUGCACCAGCCUACGUUGUCGAAAUCAGCCACCCCGCAUACCGCGAUCUUUUGACAGGGUUAUAUAAUUGCCAGUACUUUGUGGGAGCCAUCGCUGCUGCAGGUGCCUGUCGUGGAUGUCUCGGUUUGCCUAGCUCUCUUGCUUGGCGUAUCCCAAUUUGGUGUCAAUUGAUCUCAUCCAGCAUUGUCGUGUUAUUUGUCUGGUUCCUCCCUGAAUCACCUCGCUGGUUAUACAGUCACGGUCGGCACGAGGAAGCGUGGGAUGUCAUAACCGCCUAUCAUGGCGAGGGCAACCGGGACAAUGCCUAUGUUAUCAUGCAGAUUCGAGACUACGAGGACGCAAUUGAUCUCGAAGGAUCAGACAAGCGGGCCUGGGAUUUCAGGGAGCUGGUCAAUUCGAAACCUGCAAGAUGGCGUCUCCUAUGUGUGGCUAUUGCCGCAUUUUUCAGCCAGUGGUCUCAAGCUGGAGUCACGACCUAUUAUAUUGGCGGUCUCUUGGCCACAGCUGGAGUAACUGAUACCACAAAAGUACUAGACGUCAACCUUGGCAAUACCGUUUUAUCUGCCGCAGGGGCCUAUCUAGGAAGUUUCUUGGGCCCAAAGGUCCGGCGCAGGCCGAUGAUGAUUGGUGCCUGUCUUGCAUGUGGUGUAUGCUUUGCUGGUUUCUCUGCCACAGCUGCAGUUUACACGAGUUCACAAGAACAGGGGGCUGCCACAGCCUCUAUUGUGAUCAUCUUCUUUAUCGGUUUUUGUUUCAGUUUUGGCUGGACACCUCUUCAAGCCAUGUACCCUGUCGAGUGUCUGUCUUACGAAACCCGCGCCAAAGGAAUGGCCACGUACUCCGUCAUGACAAAUAUUGCCUUGCUGGUGAACCAGUUUGGAAUUGGUAACGCAAUCAAUGUUAUCGGCUGGCACACUUAUAUCAUCUUGGCUGGCUGGAAUAUUGUGCAGGCUCUGUUCAUUUAUUUCUUCGCUGUUGAGACGAACAAGCAAACCCUUGAGCAGCUCUCAGAGAUCUUCGGGGCGGCGAACCCCCGGAAAGCCAGUACGGAAUCACGGAAGAUCGUUGUCUCCGAUAGAACAAAUCAAGUUACACUGGCAAAGGACGAGGAGAUUAUCUGA